AUGGUUGACAAGAAAGAGGAAUUGAAAGUUGUCGCGAGUGAGCCGCUUGAGUCAAUUGACGACGAGAAGAAACCAAAGUCUACCGCUACUACUGGCAACGACGAUAAAAAGGACGAGGAGCCCAAAUUGGCAAAAUCAAAAGAGGAUGACGCAACAGAGGAAGUUCCACUUACUGACGAUGUAGACAAAUCCACAAAAUCCGCCACUACAGAAGAAAAAAAGAAGGCUGCACCAGCAACGGAAACGGAGUCGGCACCUUCGUCGUCAGUGUCAGCCGCUACUGAAACCGAAACUGUGCCACCUCCGCCUUCGAGGUCCACCACCCAGGAUCCGGUUCAGCAAAAAGUGCAGGACUUGAAAGAUGCAUUCCCUCAGUUUGAAGAGAAUAUAAUCACAGCAGUGUUGGUUGCAUCACAGGGGAACCCUGAGCCUGCGUUUAGCGCAUUGCUAUAUCUCCUGGAUCCAACUUAUAGGCCGGAGAUUCCCGCAUACCAUCAUCCACAGCAGCAGCAGCAGCAUCUCCAUUCUUCAAGCAACAUAUCGGCAGGCGGUACAACUACUGCUGCGACUGGUGGCACCGCGGCAACUAGUGGCAGAGAUGCAAAUGCUGGUUUUACCGAUGACGAGAUCUUGGCGAGAAAAUUGCAAAAGGAAUUUGAGUUGGAGGACGAGAGGAGAAGGCAAAGACACAGUAGAAGAAGCGACGGUGCUGGAGGUGGUGUUGGACCCGUGCCCUUUGAGAGACAGCAACAGCAGCAGCAACAACAACACGGUCGUCGAUCAAGACCUAGAGCUAGACCUCAGCACGAUUUGGAGGAAAUUGACAGUUCGCCUGAUGAAUUUGAACAGAUCAAGCAAACUUUCACCGAGGGAUUUGAAGAAGCCAAGAGUACCAUUAAUGGCUGGGUUUCCGGUUUAGCCAAGCGAUUUGAAAACCCGGGCCAAAGACAACAAGAUGACGGCGACGAGUUUUCAAUUGAGAAUUCUAAAAACAGAGGCAGUAACCCCAAUAGAACUGACUUUGGCAAUUACGGAGGCACAAAGUUUUAUGAUGACUAUUAUAGGAGAAACAAGAAAUCGACCAGAUUCGAUGAAGAUCCCGAGAUCAUCUCUAGUGAUUUCCAUGAUCGAAUCAGACUCGAGGAUCAUGACGUGGGCAAAGGUGGUAAUGAUGAUGAGGAUGAUGAGACUACGCCUCAUUUACCUACUAGACCCAGAACGUCAGCGGAGUUUCAAUCUGAUACUCCAACCAUGAGCAGUUCUGGCGGCGCUGGUGCUGGUGCUGGUGCUGGAGGUGCCGAACGUGCUACUGGUGCUGGUGUUGGUGGUGGUAUACUAAAAGGUAAAAACUCAAAAUUACCAUCAACGCCAUCAUCGCAAAGCCAACAACUGCAACCCAAGAAGAAGCAACCUUGGCAACCUGAUGAACCUUCAAUUCCCGCAAGCUCAGAUGCGUUCUUAGUCACUGAUAGCGAAGAAGAAGAAGAAGUUGAAGAGAUAUCGACUGCUGCUGCUACUAAUGGCACUAAUAGCGAGAAGAAAUAA
Molecule: messenger RNA, 1545 nt
Organism: Lodderomyces beijingensis
Lineage: Eukaryota; Fungi; Ascomycota; Pichiomycetes; Serinales; Debaryomycetaceae
Source: the annotation of a GenBank genome assembly